UCCAUCCACAUCUAUCAUCCUCAAACGGUUGAACGCUCCGCCAAGUCGCCGAUUCUCUUCGCGGUUUCAUCCUCCGUCAGACGCCAACACGCAGCACAUCAGCAGCACCGCAGCACGCCUCUUCAGUCGUCAACUACUCACAUCACUCCCGUCGCUCAGUCGCCUGCUCUCCGCCACUCAACCUUCAGCGGCUCAGUCAAUCGGCGCUUCCCUCAAUUUUCACAUCCAACCAUUCGUAGUCCCGUGGAUGCUACAAUUUAUUCUGAAGAAGCUCUUGCUUGAGUGGAAUUGUUUUUCUUCUUUUGUGCAGGCGUUUGAAGGCGAACAUGAAACUUGAUUAAAGAUCCAUGUGAUGGUAGAUGGAGCAUCACACAUAGUUGUGCUGCUAGCCUAAUAUUGUUAUGACCGACUCAAGGUCUGAAAGGAGUCGUGAAAUGAGAGAUGGGGAGAAAGAGGACAAGGAUGUGUUGAAAGAUCGGCUGCUCACUAGAGAAAGAAGGAAGGGAGACAGAGAUGAUCCAGAAAAGGAAAAGACAAAAGAAAGGGUUCGAGAAAAAGAUAAUGACAGAGACAGGCACAAAGACAAAGAGAGAGAUAGAGGAAGAGAGAAAGAUCGUAGGCAUCAUGAAAAGGACAAAGAUAAGGACAAGGAGAGGAUGAAAGAUAGAGAAAAAGACAAAAGCAGGGACAAAGACAAGGAUAGAGAUAGGGACAAGGAGAGGGUGAAGGAUAGAGAAAGAGAAAAGGAGAAGGAUAGAGAGAAACAGAGAGAAAGGGAAAGCGGAAGGGAUUAUGAUAGAGUGAGAAGUAAAGAUGCAAAUGAAAAAGAAAAAGGAAAACAUAGAGCUAGGGAUCAUGAAAGGCAUAAGUCUAGAGACACAGAUGGAAGCAUUCGGAAACUACACGAUGAAGAUCAUAAUAGGAACAUGGAUAUGGGAAAAGAUGAGGUGUCAAGGUUCAAUGGUAAAGAUGGUGAUGAUGGGGACUUCUCUGAACACGAUAAGGCAGCCCUAGCUGAUGAUGAUAGUAUCAGUAUGUCUUUUAUGAGGGGUGUACCUGUUGGAUCUCAAGCUUCUGUUUCAGAACUGGAGGAGCGCAUUUUGAAGAUGAAGGAAGAGAGGUUGAAGAAAAAACCAGAAGGUGCCUCUGAGGUUUUAGGAUGGGUUAAUAAGAGUCGCAAGAUCGAGGAAAUAAAGAAGGCUGACAAGGCUAAAGCCUUGCAGCUCUCUAAGAUGUUCGAAGAGCAGGAUAAAAUUGAUCAAGAAGACGAUGACGUUGAAGAAACAAAUCAUCGGUCUGCUGUUGAGCUGGGAGGGGCAAAGGUUCUCCAUGGGCUUGACAAAGUGCUUGAAGGGGGUUCAGUUAUCUUAACACUCAAAGAUCAGAGCAUACUUUCUGGUGAUGACAUAAAUCAAGAGGUUGAUAUGCUUGAAAAUGUCGAAAUUGGAGAGCAGAAGCGGAGGGAUGAUGCAUAUAAGGCUGGAAAGAAGAAAACAGGAAUAUAUGAUCAGAUUGAUGAGCCUGGUUUUGAAAAGAAAAUGCUUCCCCAAUAUGACGAUCCGAUGGAGGAAGAGAGCGUGGCUCUUGAUGAGACUGGACGUUUCAGUGGUGAUGCAGCAAAGAAACUGGAAGAGCUCCGGAGAAGAAUUCAGGGGGUUACCACAAAAAGCCACGCUGAAGAUCUCAAUUCUUCUAGCAGAGCAUUGACAGAUUAUUAUACUCACGAAGAAAUGCUUCAAUUUAAGAAGCCCAAGAAAAAGAAAUCACUAAGAAAGAAAGAGAAGCUGGACAUAAAUGCCCUUGAAGCAGAGGCUAUUUCUACUGGAUUGGGUUCCGGGGAUCUUGGUUCUCGGAAUGACAAGACAAGGCAACACCUAAAGGAAGAGAAUGAGAGAGCAGAUGCUGAGAAGCGAGACAAGGCAUACAAGAUUGCAUAUGAAAAGGCUCAAGAAGCAUCUAAAGCACUUCGACCUGAGUACAAUGUUACUUCUAAGGAAGAGGAAGAUGAUGAUAUUGUGUUUGAUGAUGAUGAUGAGGAGCUUAGAAAAUCAUUAGAAAGGGCAAGAAAACAAUUGCAAGAGAAUAAGGUUGCUUCCAGUAAAAUCUACUGUAGAAAAUCACAAGAGGAGGUCGUUAAAUCUGUACCAGAGACCAUUGCUUUGCUUGCUUCCACUUUGAAUGAAAACAAUUCUACUGUAGAUAAUAAUGACCAUGGCUCUGCAUCUGGGGACUUGCAAGAGAAUAAGGUUGUCUUCACAGAAAUGGAAGAGUUUGUUUGGGGCCUUCAGCUUGAUGAAGAUUCAAAUAAACCGGGUGAUGAGGACGUUUUCAUGGAAGAAGAUGUUAUACCCAAUUCUCCGGAUAAAGCAUCUAUAGCUGAGGAUGGUGGCUGGUCUGAGGUGAAAGAAGUCGAGGAAAAAGAAACGGACUUACAGAAAGAGGAUGAGGAGAAGACAGUUCCAGAUGGUACAAUACAUGAAGCUGCUGUCGGGAAGGGGUUAUCUGGAGCUCUCAAACUCCUGAAAGAUCGAGGAUCACUCAAGGAAACAAUCGAAUGGGGUGGUCGAAACAUGGACAAGAAGAAAAGUAAGCUUGUCGGUAUUAUUGAUGAGGAGGGGCCUAAAGAAAUACACAUUGAAAGGACUGAUGAGUAUGGUCGAAUUUUGACUCCAAAAGAGGCAUUUCGAUUGCUGUCCCAUAAAUUUCAUGGAAAGGGACCUGGCAAAUCAAAACAAGAAAAGCGCAUGCGACAAUAUCUAGAGGAGCUAAAGAUUAAACAAAUGAAAAAUUCAGACACACCAUCGCAGUCGGUGGAGAGAAUGAGGGAAGCUCAAGAAAAGCUAAAGACACCUUAUUUGGUCCUAAGUGGAAACGUUAAACCGGGGCAAACUAGUGAUCCCAGAAGUGGUUUUGCUACUGUUGAGAAGGACUUUCCUGGAAGUUUAACACCCAUGCUUGGUGAUAAAAAGGUUGAACACUUCUUGGGCAUAAAGAGGAAACCUGAGCUGGGCGGGGACUCUGCCUUGCAAAAGAAGCCCAGAAACUGAUUGGGCCAGUAUUUGCAAUGUACUCUGUGAAAGGUUGGUUAGAAGCAACUGGUGCUAAACUCUACAUUCUCAAGCUGAAAAUCGUCCUCAAUCUCGUCUCUAAGCUCAGAUUUUAGAUUUUGUAUGUGUUGGACGUUUUUUGCUUACCUUGCUUUGAAUAUGUAGGUGGGUGCUUUGGUCUUUCAUUUGCUAUACUUUUGCAUUAACAAUAUACACCUUUGAAUUCUUUGCUGACCCAUAGCCUACUUCAUUUUUAAGCUUUAUGUUCUCUGAGUGACUUAUUUUAUUAAUUUUAUUCUACAUUUAGAUGGUUUGGGAAAAGGUGAACAUGAAAAUUUUAUAGAAUCACGUUAUUUAACCAAACAUGGAUUAAUUUUUAAAUCUAAAACCGAUAAAUUAUUUGUCAAAAUGAACCCCCCUCCUCUUCAGGGCCCGCUAACCAAACGAACUCUUAGUUAUGGGAUGUUAUUGCUUACUCCUCCCCCCAAAGAGAAAAAGCCGAGUUGUAUUUGUAAUUCCUUGAAAUAAUAAUCAUUAAACGGUCAUGCUUAUAAUUUAAAGCAUGAGGUCAGUUUCGAGUUUGACUAGUGAUGGACUAAACCGGGCCUGCCUGUCCCGGAACUGGCCCGACCCGGCCUGGGUGACUUAUGGGGUACAAAAAAUCUAUAAAUACUUCAUUUUUUCUAUACAAUUUACUACACAUCUUUUCCACGAAUUCCAGAUUUCCAGAUAUUCCUACUCUCUAAUCUCUAUUUUCUACUAAUCUUCUCCAUCUUCAUCUUCUCAAAUUUAUUAUCUACUUAUUAGUUACUACCUCCGUCCCAUAAAAUUUUUCCCACUUUGACUUGGUACGGAGAUUAAGAAAGUGGAAAUGUAUGGUUGUGAUUGUGUAUGAAAAAGGUGAAAUGAAUGUGAAUCACACAAAUUGUCCAAAAAUGAUGAGUGAAAAGAAUUUUUUGGGAAGGCCCAAAAAAGAAAGUUGGAAGAAUUUUAUGGGACGGAAAGAGUAUUAUCUACUUAUAUUAAUAUCUAAUUAUUAUAUUAUUGUUACUUAUAUUUAUUUACUUAUAUUUACAUAUU
Molecule: messenger RNA, 4127 nt
Organism: Cuscuta europaea
Lineage: Eukaryota; Viridiplantae; Streptophyta; Magnoliopsida; Solanales; Convolvulaceae
Source: the annotation of a GenBank genome assembly